Austrofundulus limnaeus is the source of this 863-nucleotide messenger RNA. It is a transcript of the gene trmt10b, whose product is annotated as tRNA methyltransferase 10B. Gene Ontology annotation, molecular function: tRNA binding. Gene Ontology annotation, biological process: tRNA N1-guanine methylation. The record is from RefSeq and is a predicted model, not a curated record. The transcript is spliced from 4 exons. Bases 40 to 468 code for a protein of 142 amino acids. Gene Ontology annotation, cellular component: nucleus; nucleoplasm. NCBI's taxonomy places the organism in Eukaryota, Metazoa, Chordata, Actinopteri, Cyprinodontiformes, Rivulidae.
GAACAUUUAAAGCUUUGUUUUAUGUCUUUUAUUUUUUAGAUGGAAAUAACAGAACAGAACUGCUUACACCUGUUCCCUCAAGAAACAGUUGUCUACCUCACUCCUGAUGUUGAAGAAGCCUUGGAGACAGUGGAUGCAGACAAGGUGUACGUCCUCGGUGGUCUUGUCGAUGAAAACAUCCAGAAGAAGCUGAGCCUGUCCAGAGCCAGAGAGCUGAGCGUCCACACAGCGAGGCUCCCCAUCGACGAGCACACGCUGAAGAAAACCAACGCCAAGAACUUCCACUCCAAGAUUCUGGCAGUGAACCAAGUCUUUGACAUCUUGUUAACGUUCGCUGAGACGGGCAGCUGGACGCAGGCUCUGCAGGCCUGCUUUCCUGCGGGGAAAGGUUACGUAAUCUCACCAGGUGGCUCAACGCCGCUUCCUGCUGCAGCACAGACUCAGGACGACGAUGAGGAAUGUCAUUAAAGACUUGUUAACUUCGCAGUAUCUGUGCAAUAUGUGCCGAAUGUUUCACUUUAUGGUUUGAUUUGUUUUUCAGUCAUUCAUUUUCCACAUUCUGUCAUUGUGUGAAUGCUUAUCUWCCAUACAGUUUAAAGCACGGCUCUCAUUCUGAAAUGUUUGUGUUAUUUAAACAAUUUAUGUAUCAAAAUGUUCAGCUGUUUCAGGACAAUACAACUAUGACUUUCAGUGCUUCAGUAUUUUAUAAUUUUUAAGACAUUUAGCUUUUUUUUUCUCAUAGAAAAUGAAUGGAGUUGUCCUCAACAUCAUUAAAGGCACAAUGUGUGGGAUUUUGUCAAUUCUUUUAGCCAAAAUUAAGAUAAUCACUAAUGACAAUAAUAAAAACAUGUCUAAUCAUUGCA